Molecule: messenger RNA, 1149 nt
Organism: Trichoplusia ni (cabbage looper)
Lineage: Eukaryota; Metazoa; Arthropoda; Insecta; Lepidoptera; Noctuidae
Product: fumarylacetoacetate hydrolase domain-containing protein 2-like
Exons: 1
Coding region: 143-1009 (288 amino acids)
Molecular function (GO): hydro-lyase activity
Source: RefSeq, a predicted model, not a curated record
UCUCAACUAGGUGACAGUAGCUAUCUCCAACUUGUUGCUUUACAGAAUACAACGCAAAACAUCUCGAGGAAACAGUUUUAUUAAAUUCUUCUGCCUUUUACUUAAACAGUGCUAGUGUUAAUUUAGCAAAUCUUGUGGGAAAAUGAAGCUCGUACAAUUCGUUUACAAGGAUAACCCGAAGGAAACUCGAGUUGGUUUCUUGUCUGGCGACGAUGUUGUUGAUAUAAACAAAGCAGAUCCCACAAUAUCAAGUACUCUAAUAGAGAUAUUGAAGAACGGUGGUAUAGAAAAAGUGAAACAACUUCAAAAGACCAACCCGGAAACCGUUCCCUAUUCAACAAUUACUUUAAAAGCGCCAAUACAUGGAGGGGAUAAAGUUCUCUGCGUCGGAUUGAACUAUAAAGACCACUGCGAGGAGCAAAACUUUCCGCCACCAAAAAUUCCGUUCAUUUUCAACAAAUUCCCAAGCGUCAUUGUCGGGCAAGAUGAACCAGUCAGACUAAAGCCUGAAGUCUCCGAGAAAGUUGUGUGUGAAGUUGAGCUGACCGUGGUUAUAGGAAAGACAGCAUCCAAAGUGAAGGCUGAAGAUGCAUACGACUAUGUUUUAGGGUACACUAUCGCCCAAGAUAUAGGCGCCACCGAUUGGGAGAAGAAUAACAAUAUCGGACAGUUGUUGUUGGGGAAAUCAAUGGAUACGUUUUGUCCAGUCGGUCCGUGCAUAACCACUAGCGAUGAAAUUGGAGACCCUCAGGCGCUCAGUAUAAGAUGUAUCGUGAAUGGGGUGCAGAAACAAAAGAGCAACACUGAUCAGUUUAUCCACAAGAUUCCCGAUAUUAUAGAGAGGCUAUCAAACCUCUUUACUUUGUUGCCUGGUGAUAUUAUCUUGACGGGUACUCCAGGCGGCGUGGGGGUGUACAGGGAUCCCCCAGAGUUCUUACAAGCUGGUGACGUGAUUGUUAGUGAAGUUGAGAAAAUUGGUGUCAUGAUUACAAGAGUAGAGAAUUUCUAAAUUCAGACAGUUUCAAUAUUUCUUCUACAAUUAUUCAAAUAACUAUUUUGAGUGUUUUUUUUUCGUGUCUUGAUAGAGUAGCCUGCCCGAUGGCUAUAAAUAACUGUAAUAAACAGAACAUAUUAUGAGAUACAAUAUCA